AUGGCUGGCGACCACGACCGCCAUGCGCUUCUGGCUGACAAUCACUACGACAACGAUGCCACCCUUGUUGACUCGGACUCAGCAUCAGACGUUGAUGGUGCUGAUGACAGACUUUCAGGAGAAUACGGUCAUGUCAAAGAGACUGAUAGAGAUAUCCUUGAAGAGACAGAGGAACACGAGAGACUGCUGCAAAAGCCAGGGCGAUCGUUUUUAGGGCUGAUCGGCGGAGAACAGCAUGGAGAUGCCCCUAGCAAGAAGACGAAGAAGCGUGGCAGAAGGGCCAAUACACACAGGACGAGGCCUUCUCAAGAUUCCGAUAUGUUUGAAAUGGAGGGUGGCUUCAAGGACACCAGCUCGCAGGAGUCUUCUGAUUCCGAGACGAAGGGCACUAAAUGGGACCGUCAACUCCCGGCAAAGAAACAUCGUGGACGACUGGCCAUUGUGUACCUGGCGAUCAUCGCUCUUUUCAUUGCCCUCGUGUCUGGUGCCUACAAAGCGUCCAAAAAGCACAUCCUUGCACCGACACAUCACCGUCUGAUCAAUUUCUCCAAUGGCACUCACAACUUCCGUCCAACAACCAUUCUGAUAUCCCUUGAUGGCUUUCGUGCUGAUUUCCUUAAUCGCGGCAUUACUCCAGCAUUGAAUGCUUUUAUUGCCAGCGGUGUCUCACCAAAAUACAUGUUACCAUCGUUCCCAUCGGUGACAUUCCCAAACCAUUUCACUCUUGUAACAGGCCUCUAUCCUGAGAGCCACGGCAUUGUCAGCAAUCAAUUCUGGGAUCCAAUUUUCGGGGAAGAGUUCUAUUAUACCAAUGUUGGCGUCUCGAUGCAACCUAAGUGGUGGACUGCUGAACCAAUCUGGGUAACCGCAGAAAAUCAAAACGUUCGUACUGCCAUUCACAUGUGGCCGGGAUCUGAGGCUCAUAUUCCGGACGUCGAGCCAACAUAUCUCGACAAGUACAACGGAUCAGAAGCGCUACCACGAAAGGUAGAUCGAAUCCUAAAUUGGCUUGAUCUUCCCGGUGACGAUGAUGAUGCUGCUCCUGACGCGGAUAAGCGGCCUCAACUCAUCGCUGCGUACGUACCGGAUGUUGAUGCAGACGGUCAUAAAUACGGGCCUAACAGCACUGAGAUUCGUGCCACUAUCGCUGAUGUCGACAGCAUGCUUACUAUGCUCGUUGAGGGACUCUAUAACCGUAACCUGACCGAGAUAGUAAAUAUCGUGAUAGUAUCUGAUCAUGGGAUGGCGACCACAUCUACAGAAAGACUGAUUCAACUUGACGAUUUGAUGGACACGUCAUUGAUCGAUCAUAUUGAUGGUUGGCCACUUCGAGGUCUUCGAUUGAAAAAUCCUGAGCGCGAUGUUCCGAUUCUAUACGAGCAACUCUCGAAGGAGGCAGAAAAGGCCGGAACAUUUGAUGUUUACACGCCUGAGACUAUGCCAGAACGAUAUCAUUUUUCCAAUAACGACAGGAUUGCUCCUCUCUGGAUUGUUCCGAAGACAGGAUGGGCAGUUGUCGAGAAACCUGACUUUGAUGUGGCUGAUGCCCUCGCCACCGGAAAAGAAUAUGAGCCAAAAGGACUUCACGGCUAUGAUCAUGAGCACCCUUUGAUGCGUGCCAUAUUUGUUGCCCGAGGCCCUGCUUUCCCUCACAAGGCAAACAGCCGAGUUGAGGUUUUCCAGAAUAUUGAGGUUUAUAACAUCGUGUGCGAUGCAUUGGGCAUGGCGCCCCAUCCCAACAAUGGAACUCUCAGACUGCCCUUGAAGACUGUGGGGCUACACAGUGACUUCGAUGCUGCUGGUCCGGAAACUCCUAGCGAUCCGGUUGACCAUGACACGGAGCCAAACCAAGUGGAUGACCAGGACUCAGGGGACAAGACAUCAGAAAGCACAACACAAACAGAUGAUACGCAAGAAGAUGUGUCUGAUGAUCAACAAGGGGAUUCGGUUGAAGGGAAAAGCAGCUGGUGGAAAUUCAUCCACGACGGGCUUGAAAAAGCAAAGGAAUGGGCUAAGCAGUUUGUCGACUCAAUCAAGGGCAACAAGGAAGAAGGGAGUGACAAUGUUGAGAAUGCCCCAAGUGUUUCAGCUUAA
Molecule: messenger RNA, 2094 nt
Organism: Exophiala aquamarina CBS 119918
Lineage: Eukaryota; Fungi; Ascomycota; Eurotiomycetes; Chaetothyriales; Herpotrichiellaceae
Product: ectonucleotide pyrophosphatase/phosphodiesterase family member 1/3
Exons: 1
Coding region: 1-2094 (697 amino acids)
Biological process (GO): nucleoside triphosphate metabolic process
Molecular function (GO): ribonucleoside triphosphate phosphatase activity; nucleoside triphosphate diphosphatase activity
Source: RefSeq, a predicted model, not a curated record